AUGAUUGAAGUUACUACAUUCCAGGCGAAGUUCUUUAUCCAUAGUCCAUUCAAACAAUCUAACAGAGCUAUUGAUAGCAGCAACAAGUUUUCCAUUGAGAAUACGAAGAGCGAGUGGACUUCCGCGGCACACCAAAUCAUGAACACGCCUCAGUUUCGAUCUCUCAACUUCGUCAACUUCGAAUACAACAAUUCUACCGAACUUUGUGUCCGUCUCCUCUGGAUAGAUCAAACCGGUUCCAACAAUGUAAUAGACCUUCGAAUCAUUUGUGAAUUGUCCCGAGAUGCAACUAAAAAUCAUAUAUGUUUUACGAAUAUUGUUAGAGAAACUACCUGA
Caenorhabditis remanei is the source of this 336-nucleotide messenger RNA. RefSeq lists its product as uncharacterized. The record is from RefSeq and is a predicted model, not a curated record. Bases 1 to 336 code for a protein of 111 amino acids. NCBI's taxonomy places the organism in Eukaryota, Metazoa, Nematoda, Chromadorea, Rhabditida, Rhabditidae. The transcript has a single exon.